Molecule: messenger RNA, 2862 nt
Organism: Macrosteles quadrilineatus (aster leafhopper)
Lineage: Eukaryota; Metazoa; Arthropoda; Insecta; Hemiptera; Cicadellidae
Exons: 1
Coding region: 1-2862 (953 amino acids)
Biological process (GO): DNA replication
Molecular function (GO): nucleotide binding; DNA binding; DNA-directed DNA polymerase activity
Source: RefSeq, a predicted model, not a curated record
AUGAAAAAAUUUGAAAAACAAAACAUCAACACUAGCGUAAACAUCUUCGAACUGGACGAAAAUGCCCAUAUUACACCACUCAGGAUAGUUGAUGAGCAGCAAGACCAUUUUGAUCUCCUUCUCGUUAGAAAUGAUGAAGGAGAGGCUCAUUUUACGUUAAUAUUGAAUUUCACAAAGCUUAUGCAGCCACAAAUUACAAAAGGCAGCAACAAAAUUACAAUCUGUAAAAGGUGUAGCACCUUUAAAGAAAACAGGCGCUGUGUUCCGACACCUCAGCACUGGUUGAGUGAACAUUUAAUGCUCUGUGGAAAAUCAAAACCAAGUGAAGUGAUUUUGCCGGAGCAGCAUAAAAGCAAACUUAGAUUUGUUAGCUACGAGAUGCAAAUUGAAGUACCAAUUGUAGUCACAGCUGACUUCGAAUCAACACUAUAUCCAGUUCCCUCGACAGACAAUGCCUAUCAACGGCACGAGGCGAACUCGUUUGCUUAUAUCAUAGCAAGUAACCUUCCCAAAGAGCUGUUAGAGGAAGCUGAGAUAAACACCUCACCCUACAUACACAGAUCGGAAUCGGCUGCAAAAGAAUUCCUUUUACAAAUGCAGGAGCUAGCUGUAAAAGUGGAAAAGCUGUACACUAAAAAUGUGAGCAUGAUUGCAUUAAAUGAUGAACAACAGAAACAGCAUGAUGAAGCGACAAACUGCGAGCUGUGUGAAAUAGCAUUUGAUGAGACAUUGGUUCAGUCAAGGAAAUGCCGGGACCACGACCAUAUAACAGGUCAGUUUCGUUAUACCCUGUGCUCGUUGUGUAACACCCGCUGUCAACUUCCAAACUUCAUACCAAUAUACUUUCACAACCUUUCUUCAUACGACGAAGCAUUCAUUAUUAAGAACUUGGCAGUAUUACCCAACAGCGAAAUAAAAGUGAUCCCUAGUAAUUCAGAAAGAUUCAUCAGUAUAUCGAUAAAGAUUGGGAGGAUGUGGCUUAGGUUUUUGGAUUCAUUUCGCCUAAUGGCGGACAGCCUUGCGAAUCUCGCUUCGUAUCUCACACCGACGGAACUCGUAGAGUCGUCCAAACUUGUGCCAGAACAGCAUGUGGAGUUGAUUCAAAGAAAAGGGAUUUAUCCCUAUGAUUAUGUAAAAGACUUUGCUGUAUUCAGUGAGGAAGCACUGCCACCACGUGAAAGCUUUUACAAUGCCCUCAAUGACUCGGAAGUUACGGAUGCAGAAUAUCAACAUGCCCAACACACUUGGAAUACAAUGAAAAUGAAAAAUUUUGGACAAUACCAUGAUUUUUAUCUGUUAUUGGAUGUUUGUCUUUUAAUGGACAUAAUUCAAUGCUUUCGCAAAAACUGUGUAGCCACCUAUAACAUUGACUGUUGUCAUUCAUUUACAGCGCCAGGUCUAGCAUGGCAGAGUAUGCUACGUAUGACUGGUGUAACUUUGGAAUUGUUGACGAACUAUGACCAUUUCUUAAUGUUUGAAAGUGCGAUUAGAGGCGGUUUGGUACAAUGCUGCCACCGCUAUGAAAAAGCCAACAACCCACUUUUAGAGAACAGCGAAGACUAUGAUCCAAACAAAGAAACCAAAUACAUGUUGUAUUUGGACUGCAUAAACUUGUAUGGAAGCCAAAUGAAAAAACACCUUCCAACUGGAAAUUUUGAGUUUGUAAAUGAUGUUGAUGAUCUUAAUUGGUCAAACUUACCUGAAGAUUCGCCGUAUGGACUUUUACUAGAAUGUGAUGUCACAGUGCCAGAGCACUUGCACGAUCUAAUGAACGACUUCCCCAUUCUACCAGAACAAAAAGAUGUGGAUAAUCAGGGAAAACUACUUGCUACGCUUGAAGAUAAAAAACACUAUAUCGCUCACUAUACAGUGUUCCAGCAGGCAGUCAAACUAGGCUUGAAAAUUACAAAAGUUCACAGAGCGUUGCGAUUCUCCCAGUCGCCGUGGAUGGAAAAGUUCAUCGACAAAAACACCACGUUAAGAGCUGAAUCUACGAAUGAGUUUUCCAAAAAUUUCUACAAGUUUAUGAAUAAUAGUGUGUUUGGAAAGACGUUAGAAAACGUGCGCAAUCGUGUAGAUAUUAGAAUAGUAACUUCUGAUGAAGCGUUCCAGAAGCUGUCACGUCAAGCAAGAUUUGUUGAUAGAAGCAUUAUCGCUGAUGGUGUGAUCGCGGUACAUUUAAGAAGACAAAAGGUAGUAUUAAACAAGCCAGUCUAUGUUGGUUCAGUAGUUCUCGACAAAGCAAAAGUUCAUAUGAACUGGUUUCAUUAUAUGGUUAUGAAGAAAAAACUAGCUCCGCCAGACUUUGAAGUGUAUGUUAACUAUUCUGAUACUGAUUCUCUAUUAUAUACCAUAAUUACCAAGUUAAACCUAAAUAAUGAAUUGAAGGAAAGAUUGGGAGAUGUACUGGAUAGGUCAUGCUAUCCCAAGGAGCAUGAGCUGUGGCUGGAAGGAGCGAUUCCUCAAAUAGGCACAUUUAAGGAUGAAUGCAAAGGAAGACAGCUAUUUGAGUACGUAGGAUUGCGUUGUAAAAUGUACUGCUACAGGUUCAACUCCAGCCAACAGACAACGGCAAAGAAAAAGUGUAAGGGAAUAAGCAAACGCUAUGUCGAAAACAAAAUUUCAUUUGAUCACUACAAGAAGGCACUGUUUGAAGAUAAACAGUACAGAGCGACAUUUAACCAGAUAAGAAGCAAGACAUUUCAACUCACCUCUAGAACAGUUGAUAAACUAUCUCUGUCAGCCAAUGAUAACAAACGCAUAGUGUUGCAGGACAAAAUUAGAACUUUGGCGUAUGGGCAUUAUCGAGCUCGUCAAAAUGACGAUGGAGGAUCGUCAGAAUAUGAUUCUAGUCAGUCUUAG